This is a messenger RNA of Capsicum annuum, 2704 nucleotides long. Its product is annotated as C2 domain-containing protein At1g53590. The record is from RefSeq and is a predicted model, not a curated record. The transcript is spliced from 12 exons. NCBI's taxonomy places the organism in Eukaryota, Viridiplantae, Streptophyta, Magnoliopsida, Solanales, Solanaceae. The coding region runs from base 225 to 2438 and encodes 737 amino acids. Gene Ontology annotation, molecular function: lipid binding.
ACUUUGCGUAAACACACGAAAUAAAUGUUCUUGAAUACUAUUACAAUUAAUGUAACUAAAGUUAAAUGAACUUUGAUGUCCGGUAAUUACUCGUACUGUUUUGUUCAGAGACAUUCUUUUCAAGAUUGAACAGUUUUGAAGAGUUGAAUCUUUAUCAUUUUUGGAUCAAGAACUGUGUAUAGUACAUAAAGAGAAGGGAAUUUUAGCUUUUGGGGUUGAUCAAAAUGUCAAGUAUAACAGAUGCUACAAUAAUUCAUCAUGUUGGCAUUGUGUUUCUUGCACUAUGGUUGCUUAAUUCAUUCAAUUGCUGCCACCCUUUUGCUUACUUCCUCUCUCUCAUCUAUCUUUAUAUGGUUCAUGAGCUGUAUGCGAGUAAAUUAAGGAGGAAGUUACAGUUUGAGGAAAAAAGACAGUCUUCUCAGCGGCGAGUACUUUCAGACUCUGAAUCAGUGAGAUGGUUAAACUAUGUGAUUGAAAAGAUUUGGCCUCUCUGCAUGGAGGAGAUUGUUUCACAGAAAAUUCUGCUCUCGAUCAUUCCAUGGUUUUUGCAGAAGUACAAACCCUGGACUGCUAAAGAAGCUGUAAUUCAGCACCUCUAUAUGGGAAGUAGCCCACCUAUGUUCACAGAAAUGAGGGUUCUUCGUGAAUCUACUGGAGAUGAUCACUUGGUCCUGGAGUUGGGAAUGAAUUUUCGUGCUGCUGAUGACAUGAGGGCAAUUCUUGCCGUGAAACUCAGAAAAAGGUUGGGCUUUGGGAUGUGGGCAAAGUUGCAUCUGUUGGGCAUGCAUGUCGAGGGAAAGGUCUUGGUUGGCGUUAAGUUCUUAAGGAAGUGGCCAUUUCUCGGUCGUUUGCGGGUGUGCUUUGUGGAGCCUCCUUAUUUUCAGAUGACUGUGAAGCCAAUUUUCACGCGUGGACUUGAUGUAACAGAACUACCUGGAAUUGCUGGAUGGAUGGAUAAACUUCUAACUGUUGCCUUUGAGGAGACACUUGUCGAGCCCAACAUGCUGGUGGUUGAUGUUGAGAAGUUUGUGUCUCCGCAACCAGAGGACUGGUUUUCAGUUGAUUCUAAGGAGCCCGUCGCUUUUGUUAUUUUGGAAGUGAUUGAAGCAGCUGACAUGAAGCCAUCAGAUUUAAAUGGAUUGGCUGAUCCAUAUGUUAAGGGGCACCUUGGCCCUUGCAGAUUCAGGAGUAAGACUAAGAAGAAGACAUUGACUCCAAAAUGGAAUGAGGAGUUCAAGAUUCCAGUCUCCACGUGGGAGCCUCCUAACAACAUGCUCAAUUUUGAUGUUCGUGACAAAGACCAUUUUAUUGAUGAUACAUUGGGAGAUUGUUCCAUCAAUAUCUGCAAUUUUAGGGAUGGCCAGAGGCAUGAUAUGUGGCUAUCUCUUCAGAACAUCAAAAUGGGGAGAUUGCAUGUUGCCAUUACUGUUGUUGACUGUGCCAAAAAGGGCUCGGAGCAGUCAUAUGAUAGUGGAAGUGUGGUCAAUGAGCAGGAUAGCAAAUCUGCUGAGAUGGAUAAAACUGAACGAAGCUCCUUAACGACUGAUUCAGUUGAUGAAUCUUCCAAAGCUGCAGAUAAGUUUGAACCUAUUAAUAUCGAAGGGCAACGGGAGACUGGUAUAUGGGUACACCACCCAGGGAGUGAAGUAGCACAAGUAUGGGAACCAAGAAAGGGAAAGAGCAGGGUUGAUGGAGAAGUUCUUAGAGGGAAUCGUAGUUCUAAGGGAAGUUUUAAGUCAACAUCAGGGGGCUCCUCUCACUAUAAUGAAUGGAGGUUUGAUGAAAGUGUUGAUGGAAGUAAGCCAGAUUCUCCAAGUCGUUUGCACAGGGGUUUACGUAAGAUCAGCUCGCUUUUCCACAGAAGUCCAAGAGAAGAGGAUAAGUCUGGCAAUCUUGGGGAGCCUGAUUCAUCUCCGCACGCGAAUCUUAGGGCAGUUAAUGCCAAGGAAAUUGGAGUGAAGAUUAUAGUGGAUGAUACCAUUUCCCCUUCAUCGUUGGCAACAGCACUUGUGGAGGAUGGAAAAGAGAGCCAUGCAGGAAAUGGGAAAAGCGCCAAAAGCGCCAAAAAGGGAAAAGUGAGAAACAAGGCAAAGAAAAUCUUUAAACAUGCUGGCAGGUCAGUUGGUGGUGGCAUAAAGAAAGUGAUAUCGCGGAAGUCAUCAGAAAAAUCUAAAGGAGAACCAGAAUCAUCAGACACCGAGAUAUUGAGCUCUGAGGAAUCUGAUUCUUCUGAUGAGGAGUCUCGACCUUCAUCACUUGAUUCUCCUCAAGCUGGAGCACCUUCAGUUGGCAACACUUCCACAGACAGCCCCGGUAUUGAGAGUUCUGACACCAUAAUAAGACCUAAUGAAAGCAUCGAAGCUCCAGAUGAGGUAGCAAUGGACUCGAAAGAAAAUCAUGUCUUUGGUCAGUCUUCAAGUUUUAAGGUAGACCAAUGAAGUGAGCUUUGAAUGUGUUAUAACAGGAAGGUUUUCUCAGUUUCCCCCGUUGUACAGUUUCUAAAUGUAUAUGUUGUUAUGUCCUGCCCGUAUUAGGUUCAUGUUUGAAUCAAGUGUAGGAUAAGUUCAAUGUACAUUGUUUUGUUGUGGUUUCAAGUUUUGUAUGAUGGAAAUUUUGUAAAGACCAAAUGUGAAUAUUAUCUUUCCUUAUUGGAUUCCUCUUCACUGUAUAACAUAAUUAUAAAAUGCUAGUUUGUCUUGGUUAA